Messenger RNA from Fulmarus glacialis (Northern fulmar), 2192 nucleotides. Its product is annotated as perilipin-3-like. Gene Ontology annotation, biological process: positive regulation of triglyceride storage; lipid storage. The transcript has 8 exons. Lineage: Eukaryota; Metazoa; Chordata; Aves; Procellariiformes; Procellariidae. Gene Ontology annotation, cellular component: lipid droplet; cytosol. The record is from RefSeq and is a predicted model, not a curated record. The annotation marks the transcript as partial.
CUGCAGCUGAAUUCAGUAUGGCAUCAGAAAAGACCACAAAAAAAGAUCUGCUAAAGGCUGAGGAACAGCAGCAAGCGAGUGUUGUCAAUCGGGUAACCAGCUUGCCCUUGCUCAACUCUGCAUUCAACCUUGUCUCAUCUGCCUACAACUAUACCAAGGAGACGCAUCCUUGCCUCAAUGGUGUCUGCAAUAUGGCUGAGACUGUGGCUGCUGUCGCAGUAGGUAGCAUGGUUGGUGGGGCACAGCCCAUCCUGAACCAACUUGAGCCACAAAUUGCACUUGUAAAUGAAUAUGCCUGUAAAGGACUGGAUCAACUGGAGGAGAGCUUGCCUUUUCUUCAACAGCCAGCAGAUAAGGUAAUCUCAGACACCAAGCAGCUCGUUUCCACCAAAGUGACAUCUGCUAUGGAUGCUGCCUGUGAGGCAAAGGAAGCAAUGGCUGAUAAAAUGACUGAAGCUGUGGACAUCACUAAAAAUGUUGUUGGGGACAGUGUCAAGCUGACUAGGUCAAUGGUCACCUCCACUGUUAACAGUGCUGUGGAGGCUGCUCAGGGUGCAAAGGACCUUGUGACUAACAAGGUGACAGAGGCAGUAGACCUCACUAAACACAUGGUGGAAGACAGCAUUGGACUGACCAAGUCUGCAGUUGCUUCUACUAUUGUGAAUGCUGUGGAGGCUGCCCAGGGUGCCAAGGACCUUGUGACUAACACGGUGACGGAGGCAGUAGAUCUCAGUAAACACAUUGUGGAGGACAGUGUUGGACUGACCAAGUCUGCAGUUGCUUCUACUGUUGUCAAUGCUGUGGAGGCUGCCCAGGGUGCCAAGGACCUUCUGACUAACAAGGUGACUGAAGCCGUGGACCUCAGUAAACAUAUUGUAGAGGAUAGUGUCGGACGGACCAAGUCUGCAGUUGCUUCUACUAUCGUCAAUGCUGUGGAAGCUGCCCAAGGUGCCAAGGACCUUAUGACUAACAAGGUGACAGAGGCAGUAGAUCUCACUAAACACAUUGUGGAAGACAGUGUUGGACUGACCAAGUCUGCAGUUGCUUCUACUAUUACUGCUGCUGUAGGGGCUGCCCAGGGUGCAAAGGAUCUUGUGACCAACACAGUGACUGAAGCAAUGGACCUAACCAAAGGGGCUGUUCAGGAUGGUGUUGAGAAGACCAAAUCAAUGGUCACUUCUACAGUCAAUACAGCUCUGGAUGCUGCAGUGAGCCAAGCAGUGGCAGGUGGUGUAGAAUCUGUCCUGGGUAUAUCAGAAGAUCUGGUGGAUCACUACCUUCCGAUGACAGAGGAGGAACUAGGUAAACUGGCCACCACUGUCGAGGGAUUUGGUGUGGCUUCUGUGGAGGAGCAGAAACAGCAGCAGAGUUACUUUGUGCGUCUGGGUUCCCUCUCUAACAAAGUCCGCCACCGAGCCUACCAGCACUCCCUGAACAAACUGCAGCAUGUUAAACAAAGCACCCAGGAUACUCUCUCACGACUACAACUGGCAAUAAAACUGAUUGAAUCUGUGAAACAAGAGGCUGGCCAGAAGCUUCUGGAUGGGCAGGAGAAGCUCCAUCAGCUGUGGGUGGAUUGGAGCCUGACCCAACCCAAAGGAAACCAAGUUAAAACUGCCUCCCAACCAGAGGUAGAGUCACGGACUCUAGCUAUGCUGCGUAUCAUCACCCAGCAGCUACAACCUGUUUAUGAGAAUCUGAAAGCCAGCAUCCAAGGCCUCCCCAGCAACAUCCAAGAAGCUGUGUAUCAGGCCACUCGAAAUAUCCACAAGCUCCAUAGUUCUUUUUCUAAUGCUAUGUCUUUCCAGGACCUCUCCAGCACCACCCUGACCCAGAGCAAGGACUGUGUGGCAGAAGCCCGAAGGUCCCUAGAUGACCUGUUUGAGUACGUAACUCGGAACACCCCUCUAAACUGGCUUGUGGGUCCCUUCAGGGCAAUAGCUAAAGUGUCACAGGAUAGCAGAAAGCAGAAGAAGAAAGAUAUAGUGACUGAUAUAAAAUCACCUGUGUUGGAAAAGACUACAUCAUCAAAGGAGGUGGCUAAGACACCCGAGGAACCAAAGGGAGGAAACAGGAUCCUGGGGGAAGGGUGUGAAAUGCUAGAGAAGCUGGAAGAGAAGGCAGAGAAAGACACAGAGGUGGCACUGGCUGCAAAGCAGAUAAAAACUAAUGCACCAGAGGAAGAUCUCUGA